GGCUUUUGGCACUUUGUUUGCGAUACCGUUGCUGUUUGUUUAGAAUAUCUUUAACGAGACGAAUUUUUUGAACGGCAAAAUGUCCGACAAAUGUAGAAGCUGGUGCAGGCGCCUUUGUUGCCAACCAGGGAAUCUGGAAGACCGAGACCAUACAACUUUUAAUGCUGGCGAGAUACCCAUUGGUAAUGCAGACCGAAAUCCAGGCUCCAGUCGGAAAGUGGGAAAUGGAGCGAAGGAGCUCACUGCUGCCGUGCCGAGUGCGGAAACCGAACCUUGUGCUGCGGCCACAGUGCACAAAGAGAGCGAUAAAGCUGAAGAUCAACUGCUGGACGGGCUUCACAUUCAGCACCUUACCGCAAACAAAUUCGUGCAAGUAGAGGAAAUGGAGCCGUACAAUCUGAGCUCUGGUCAACAUAAUCAAUCGGAUAUUUUAACUUGGAAUACCGGCAGCUGCCUUGACGAUUCGUCGUCCCCGCGAGCCGGUCUAGUGGGGCUGGGUGAUUUGGGCAGCACUUCUUCCAUCAACUCGGUGCUGCAGUGCAUCAGUAACAUCCAUGAACUGACAAAGUAUUUUGUCAAUAAAGAUUAUGAGAAAGAUUUGAACAUAGAAAAUCCGUUUGGAAGGGGUGGAAAAAUAGCCAAAGCAUACGCUGACCUGGUCACUCAGAUUUGGAUGCCUAAAGGUCAUGUGAUUUACCCUACUGAGUUCAAGAGCAUUAUGGCGCGCUACACGCAUUUAAUUAUCCAAGGUCUAGAGGAUUCUCACGAAAGCUUGCACAUAAUUAUUGACUUCUUACACGAAGACCUUAAUCGCAUAAGUCGACGGAGUGGACCGUACACGAUGAGCGAGCUAAUAAGGAAUAAAGAGUAUGUCGAUAAAAGUGAUGCGGACAAAGCCCGUGAGUCGUGGGAGUGGUACACUGCUAGGAACAAUUCCGUGAUUGUGGAUUUAUUUUGUGGUCAAGUUCGUAACGUGAUCAGGUGCCCUGAUUGUAAGAAGGCGUUCACCAAUUUUGAUCCCCUGAUGAUUUACUCGCUGCCGUUGCCUGUUAACCAAAAGAAGGAGCUGAUAGACACUUUCAUGCCGCCCCAUGCUGAUUUGUUUGUGGAUUUGCACGAAGACACUCUGGAAAAAGUGCACAUGGAAGCUGCCCAACCGGUCAUGGACGUGGACAAGAGCGUACCAUGCGGGCGCGAAGCGGAGUCUAUUGACUUGAAGGACUGUUUUAAGCUCUACUUACAACCGAAGGAGCUGCACGAAGUAGAUAUAUGGACGUGUCCAGUUUGCAAAGAGGAGAAGCGUGCGGUGACUAAACUGGAUUUAUACAAGAUGCCGCAGUAUUUGUUCGUGCAUUUGAGACGAUUUCAGUAUACUUCUACUGCAUGCAACCUUUCUUCCCGCAAGAAGCUGGAUGCGAAAGUGAAAAUCCCUUUAACUGGAUUUGAUUUAAGUGAUUUGGUCAUUAAUCCCGGUGAACGUCCUGUAAUAUACGAUUUGGUGGGUCAAUCGUGCCACUCGGAAAAGCUGGACGGUUCGGGCGGGCAUUACUGGGCUGUAUGCCGGAACGAGCAGGACCAGAAAUGGUACAACUUUAAUGAUUCCAUGGUUCGACCAGCUGAUAACAAUGAUAUGGAGUUAUGGGAACAAUACAUCGACAAUGUCGAAUGCCCAUUGGCUCUGCGGUAUUGCGCCGGAUUGCUGCUGUACGUACUGGUGUUUGCAUCGCACCGAUUGGUGGAAUGCCCGGACACUGUGUGGUUUGCGGCGGAAGAGCAGUAUCUGCCUAUUUGGAAGAUUGUGUACCAGUUAUUAACAAGUGAAAAAACUGCACUGACCCCGUCGCUGUGUGCUGCGUUAUUGGGAGUGUAUGCGGAAGUGACCAUCAAUGGACUGGACACGUCUCGUGAGGAGUGCACGUUUGAGGAAGCUGGCCACGUGAUUGAUUAUUGCAUAAACCGCAUCGAGGCAUUCGUUGCCGGCAUAUCAUCCGACGGAGAAAACCAACGAGAAGAUUCAUCAUCAUCUGCAGUUCCAACAUUUCAACUUGUUCCAGUGGUCAGCGAAGAACUCGAAAUCCAUUUACUAUGCCGGUUUCUGAGCUGCCUGGAGUCGUCACCACAACGCAACGAUGCCUUCAAGAAAAGCAUGGAGGAACGGCAGACGGUUAUUCUCCAACUUGCACUGAAAUUUCUACGUAUCCAGACAUUUGUCUCCGCAUUUGUCAUGUCCAGCGUUGUGCGACUGUUAGCCAAUAUGUGCGCUUUUUCCACUUUCUGUAAACAAAUGACUUCGGAUCCUUCCACCAUCGCAUAUCUCCUUUCGAUGGAAAAGGGAGGUGUUGUGGAUACGCACAUUCAGCAAUGCACGGCGACAUUAUUGGAACCACGGUUCUGGAGUCCGGGUGAUCCUGUGGGAGCACUGGCCACUCUCACGCAAACCAUAAUCUCACUAAAAUCUUUUGCCGGUUUGACUUUCACACCACCGGUGAUCAAGCACUUACGUAAUAGUGACGCCUUCGUCUACCUUUCCGCGUACAUUGCGGAGGGUCGUUUCUUUGAUCCACGACGUACUGCCGGGAAGGAGUUGGCCGUGGCGGCCAGUUUGGAUGCCAUACGGGAAGCGCGCAGCCUGGCUUGUGAGAUUUGCCGGUAUAUGACGGUGUCGCCGGUCGUCCAGCACAUCCUGUCCCGCUGGCCGUUUUUCCAAUCCAGAAAAACUUGGGAACGUAAUAUGAUCGAUGAUAAACUGGACCACGAAGCACGAUUACUGCACGAUGUUCUCCAUCCGUCGGGCGUUCCUGGCAUCACCGCCCCGGAGAAGCCGACGAUCCUCGUCAGCACAGACCAAUCAAGUCUGGCACUAGAUCUCAUGUUGCGCCCGUGUUUCCCGGAAUACCAGUCACAAUUUCAUAUGCGAGGCCGAGCGUAUAAGUUCAGCCGGCUAAAAACAACGGGUGACAUUGAACUGCCGGUGCGGGCGGGAACCUGCGUGGCUUCAGUGUUCGUCGGAUCCAAGCAUGACAAAGCAGUGCUGCGCACGGAUACCGGGCAUCUAAUUGGCGUGGACUUGGAUUCACUUGAAAUAACGUUCAUGUCAUUUGAAGACUGGUAUUACAAACAGCUGACCGAUAUGACCAGUCUUCCGUCGGACAGCAAUAAAUUUAUUCUGACAUCCAAAACCUUGGUGUCCCAAGCCAGUCCGCGAAAAAGCCAUUUGUGGGCAUUCAACGGUGUGGAUCGCUGUCGGCGUGUGGCGGAAUACGACAACUGCCAGUUUUUGCGGCCAUCGCUGAUUAACGACCGAUUGGCCGUUGGUCACUCUCCGUUAUGGCGCAAACGACAUGGAUACUACUUUACUUUUGAUCUGGAGACGCAGAAACGCGUGACCUUACUGGGUCCCCUAAAGGACGAGGAACGGCAUCCGAAUUUCCCGUCCUUUCACUGUGCGGAAGAUAUCGUGAUCAGCAUGGGAACGAUCUGGGACACACGCUCGGGACAACUCGUGCACCGCUUCGAUCACUUCGGAGGGUGGGGAAAUAAUGUGGAGAACGUGUUUCAUCCCAACGGCGUUCACGUACUGAUGGAUGCCGAUGUGUGGGAUCUACGCAAUUACUGCCUUAUCCGACAAGUGGAGACACUGGUCAACUGUCGCAUGUCUUUCAAUGCAACCGGUGAUAUUAUUUAUGGGAAGCACAAGAAUAGACAAGGUCGAUAUGACGAAUUGGCGAUUCUGGAUGCGCACCGGUAUAGUGAAAUAGAAUACGUGCCUUUUCCGGGUUACAUUAGCAAUGCGUCUCUGGACCAGUAUGAUCGUCGACUGAUUGUGUCGUAUACUGCCGGAUUUCCUGUUGUACUGGAAGUCGGUGGAAACUCGUCCUACGAUGCUUGAUCUGAAGUUUUAAACUGAAACUUGGUUGUACAAUAAUUUCCUGUUAAAUUAUUACACUUUUUUUAUAUAUCGGUGAUACAGAGUUCGCAGUUAUGAAGAUGAAACGAAACUUUUGCUGUGUUG
This is a messenger RNA of Paramacrobiotus metropolitanus, 4012 nucleotides long. RefSeq lists its product as uncharacterized. Bases 80 to 3889 code for a protein of 1269 amino acids. The record is from RefSeq and is a predicted model, not a curated record. Gene Ontology annotation, molecular function: cysteine-type deubiquitinase activity; protein binding. Gene Ontology annotation, biological process: protein deubiquitination. NCBI's taxonomy places the organism in Eukaryota, Metazoa, Tardigrada, Eutardigrada, Parachela, Macrobiotidae. The transcript has 17 exons.